AUGAAGUCUUUCAUCUCUCUCAGCGUGCUUAUGGCAGCUGCCUCCCUUGUUUCUGCAGUACCUGUCUUGAAUGCCAGAGAUUCAUGCCCUAUCAAUGCCUUGUCAUGCAGCACUACUACUGCCGACACUUGCUGCUCACCAAAGUACGGUCUUGUCUUGCUUGUACAGCAGUGGGUUAAAAACUAUGGCCCUGCGGAUGCUUUCACUCUUCACGGUCUCUGGCCCGAUACCUGCUCUGGUGGUCAGACCGGAAGCUCUGGAUGCGACUCUACUCGCACUUAUGCCAAUGUCGGUACCAUUCUUAAGUCUGGAAACCCCACUCUUUACAGCAGCAUGAAUACUUACUGGCCAUCCUACAAUGAUGACAAUAACGUUUUCUGGACACACGAGUGGGGCAAGCACGGUACUUGCGUCACAACAUUGGAUCCCGCUUGCUUCGGAACCGAGUACACCAAGUACGAUGAUAUGUAUGGAUAUUUCGACAAGGUCUUGAGUCUUCGCCAGGAGUAUGAUCUCUACAAGAUCUUUUCCGAUGCAGGAAUUACCCCCGGUGGAAGCUACAACGCCACUGCAAUGGUAGCAGCCAUUGAGAAUGCUCUCGGUGUAUCCGCCAAGCUUACUUGCUCCAGUGGAACUCUUAGUGAAAUCUGGCUGUACUUCUAUGUCAAAGGAACCAGUGAUUACAUCCUCACCGACUCCAUUGCUUCAAACACCUGCUCUGGAACCGUCAAAUACCCCGCGAAGUACUAA
Phycomyces blakesleeanus NRRL 1555(-) is the source of this 750-nucleotide messenger RNA. RefSeq names its product secreted ribonuclease T2. NCBI's taxonomy places the organism in Eukaryota, Fungi, Mucoromycota, Mucoromycetes, Mucorales, Phycomycetaceae. Gene Ontology annotation, molecular function: RNA binding; ribonuclease T2 activity. Gene Ontology annotation, cellular component: extracellular region. The transcript has 5 exons. Gene Ontology annotation, biological process: RNA catabolic process. Bases 1 to 750 code for a protein of 249 amino acids. The record is from RefSeq and is a predicted model, not a curated record.